GCGUGCAAACACGACAUGAAGAGAAAGUGUACCACGUUGGCAGUGGGCAAUGGUCGGUUGGCCAUAUGUUCACCAUAGCUGCCUAAACACACAAUUCACAAACAUACUCAUCUCUCUGCCCCUCUUCAUAGUCCCUCCUCCCUUUCAAUCCAAGUCUCUCUCUCUCUCUUUAUUUUCUGCUUGAAAACUCCCACAACUUGAAGCUAAUUAAUACAUCUGCAAUAUUCUUUCUCUUUCUCUAAUGAGGAAACUUUGUCCAAAUUUUGAUAGAGAAGAUGGGCUCGAGACGGUCCUUGAGGUUCCAAUCCCAGAGGAGAUGUUUGGUUCAAACAAGAACGGGAAUAGGUCGUGGCAGAACUUGAAAGCUUGGAUGAGACCACAUACUGAUAGAUCUCUGGCAAACCUAUUUGGAAGCAGAAAUACAGAGAUCCAACUCUUGCUUGGUGUUGUUGGAGCUCCUUUGAUCCCUCUUCCCGUCUGUUGUGAUCACCUUUUCAUCAACCGGAACAUCAAAGACCAACCUAUUGAGGCAUCAAUGGCAAAAUACAUAGUGCAACAGUACGUAGCAGCAGUGGGAGGGGAGAAGGCAUUGAAUUCUGUAGACAGCAUGUAUGCAAUGGGGAAGGUGAAAAUGGGAGCUUCAGAGUUCUGUACAGGAGAAGGGAGCUUGAACAAUAAGGUGGUGAAAGUGAAGAAUUUGAUGAAUGGAGGUGGAGAGAUGGGAGGAUUUGUUCUCUGGCAAAAAAGGCCUGACUUGUGGUGCCUGGAGCUGGUGGUUUCAGGCUGCAAGAUUAGCGCAGGCAGUGAUGGUAAGGUAGCUUGGAGGCAGACUCCAUGGCACCAUCCCCAUGCUUCCAGAGGCCCACCUAGGCCACUCAGGCGGUUCCUCCAGGGUCUUGAUCCAAAAUCCACAGCCAACUUAUUCUCCAACUCCAUUUGCGUUGGGGAGAUGGCAAUCAACGACGAGGACUGUUUUGUACUAAAGCUAGAAGCUGAACCUUCAUCAUUAAGAGCAAGAAGCACAAGCAAUGUAGAAAUAAUAAGGCACACAGUUAGGGGAUACUUCAGUCAAAGAACAGGCCUCUUGGUCCAACUAGAAGACUCUCACCUUCUAAGAAUCAAAGCCUCAGGAAAUGACAGCAUAUUCUGGGAGACGACAAUGGAGUCCAGAAUUCAAGAUUACAGAACCAUUGACGGGAUAAACAUAGCACAUGGUGGUAGAACAUCAGUUUCAUUGUUUAGAUUUGGUGAGAACUCAGAAAACCAUUCAAGAACAAGAAUGGAAGAGGUUUGGGCUAUAGAAGAAGUGGAUUUUAACAUAAAAGGAUUAUCAAUGGACUGUUUUUUGCCGCCUCGCGACUUGAAGAAAGAGGGAGAAGAAGCAUAUGGAGUUGUGGCUUGCAAUGCAAAAUUGCCAUUGAAGAUCAGAUCAGCUUCUACUAAGAUUAGUGCCUGUAAAGUUGUGGCUAUUGAUGUUGAUUACUCUGAAAACAGUACGGAAACUAGUACUGAAGAUGAUGAUGAUGAAGAUGAUUAUUGAAGACUUGUAAAUUUUCGUUUUGUACAUAUUCCAUGACAAUCUUCAUAUGUUUGCUUCAGCUGCAAAUGAGUCUUUUUGGCUGAGCUAGAUUCAUAUAUAUUUUGAUAUUAUAAUUGAA
Hevea brasiliensis (rubber tree) is the source of this 1658-nucleotide messenger RNA. RefSeq lists its product as uncharacterized. NCBI's taxonomy places the organism in Eukaryota, Viridiplantae, Streptophyta, Magnoliopsida, Malpighiales, Euphorbiaceae. The coding region runs from base 242 to 1540 and encodes 432 amino acids. The transcript is spliced from 3 exons. The record is from RefSeq and is a predicted model, not a curated record.